This is a messenger RNA of Merops nubicus (carmine bee-eater), 1756 nucleotides long. Its product is annotated as transmembrane 9 superfamily member 2-like. The annotation marks the transcript as partial. Gene Ontology annotation, biological process: protein localization to membrane. Gene Ontology annotation, cellular component: membrane. The transcript has 15 exons. NCBI's taxonomy places the organism in Eukaryota, Metazoa, Chordata, Aves, Coraciiformes, Meropidae. The record is from RefSeq and is a predicted model, not a curated record.
UCGCUAAUCGAGCUCUUCGUGAACAGACUGGACUCGGUUGAAUCGGUUCUGCCAUACGAGUAUGAUGCUUUUGACUUCUGUCAAGAUACGGAAGAGAAAAGACCAUCAGAAAAUCUGGGACAAGUGCUGUUUGGGGAGAGAAUAGCAUCUUCUCCAUAUAAGUUCACUUUUAAAAAGCAAGAAACAUGCAAGAAGGUUUGCACAAGAUCAUAUGACCCAGGAAACAGUGCCGAUAAAAGCAAACUGGCUUUUUUGAAGAAAGGAAUGCAGCUGAAUUAUCAGCAUCACUGGAUUAUCGAUAACAUGCCUGUAACGUGGUGCUAUGAUGUGGAAGAUGGACAAAAAUACUGUAAUCCAGGAUUUCCAAUAGGAUGUUUUGUUACUCCAGAUGGUAGAGUUAAAGAUGCUUGUGUUAUAAAUUCAGAGUUUAACAAGAAGAACACUUUCUACCUCUUCAACCACGUUGACAUAACAAUCAUGUACCACAGUGGGAAGGAUGAAAACUGGCCUGGUGCAAGACUGGUGAUGGCAAGGCUGAGACCACAAAGCUACAAACAUACAGAUGAGAACAACUUAAGUUGCGAAGGUCCACCUAUGGAGAUUCCUGGAGAAUUCACCAAUAAACUGAAUUUGAUCUACACUUACUCUGUGACAUUUGAGGAAAAGAAUAAUAUUAAGUGGGCUUCCAGAUGGGACUACAUUUUGGAGUCCAUGCCACAUACAAACAUCCAGUGGUUUAGUAUCAUGAAUUCCCUCGUCAUUGUUCUCUUCUUAUCUGGCAUGGUGGCUAUGAUCAUUCUGAGGACUCUCCAUAAAGACAUUGCAAGAUACAACCAGAUUGACUCUUCUGAGGAUGCCCAAGAGGAAUUUGGCUGGAAGCUGGUUCAUGGAGAUGUGUUUAGACCUCCAAGGAAGGGAAUGUUGCUGUCUGUCUUUUUGGGCCAAGGAACACAAAUUUUCAUUAUGACAUUUAUUACUUUAUUCCUAGCUUGCCUUGGUUUUCUUUCUCCUGCCAACCGUGGUGCUUUGAUGACCUGUGCAGUUGUAUUGUGGGUCUUACUGGGAACUCCAGCUGGUUAUGUGUCUGCUAGAAUGUACAAGACGUUCAGAGGCGAGAAGUGGAAGACAAAUGUUUUGCUCACAGCUCUGCUUUGCCCUGGGAUUGUCUUUGCUGAUUUCUUCAUUAUGAAUCUCAUUCUGUGGGUGAAAGGAUCCUCAGCUGCCAUCCCUUUUGGCACUUUAGUUGCUAUCCUAGCUAUGUGGUUUGGAAUUUCAGUCCCACUAACCUUUGUUGGUGCAUAUUUUGGCUUCAAAGAGAAGCCUAUUGAACAUCCAGUUCGGACAAACCAGAUUCCUCGCCAAAUUCCAGAACAGUCCUUUUUCACAAAGCCUUUGCCUGGUAUCAUAAUGGGUGGCAUCCUGCCAUUUGGCUGUAUUUUUAUUCAACUUUUUUUCAUUCUCAAUAGCAUUUGGUCUCAUCAGAUGUACUACAUGUUUGGUUUCCUGUUCCUAGUUUUUAUAAUUCUUCUGAUUACAUGCUCUGAGGCUACAGUUUUGCUGUGCUACUUCCAUCUUUGUGCAGAGGAUUAUCAUUGGUGGUGGCGAUCGUUCUUGACCAGCAGCUUUACAGCAGUUUAUCUCUUUAUCUAUGCAGUUCAUUACUUCUUCUCUAAACUCCAGAUAACAGGAACUGCUAGCACCAUUUUAUACUUUGGUUACACGAUGAUCAUGGUCUUGAUUUUUUUCCUUUUCACGG